AUGACUACUAUUCAUCCAUUGUCGUCUUUAAUGACUUUACCGGAGUUGGAUAUAUUUGGUGUCCCUCCAACUCAAUUAAUGAUUGAAAAAGAUAUACAAACAGAUCACAGACCGCUAACUACAAUAAAAGCUGAUUCACCCAUUGAAUUUGAAAUAACUACUGGAAUCAAUGAAUAUAUCAAUUUAAAUAAAUCUGAAUUGUACCUAUGUUUGCAAAUUGAGUUAACUAAAACUGAAUCACCCGAUAUUACGGCUGACGAUUGGAAAAAAAUAUCACCCGUUAAUUAUUUAUUAAACUCAUUUAUAAAACAAAUAGAUGUAAAAAUAGGUCAAACAACUAUCACCAGUUCAUCUAUUAAUUAUCCAUAUAUUGCUUAUUUUGAUGCAUUACUUAAUACAUCUUCUCAAUCAAAGUCAACACAUAUGCAAACAUCAAUGUGGGUUAAAGAUAGUUACCCAUUUAAUGAUCAUAACUUAGAGCGACAAAAACGGUUAUCACCAAAAGGUAAAAAACUAGCAGUUAGCCGUCAUAUUGAAUUGUAUGGAAAAUUACAUUUGGAUUUAUCUCAACAAUUAAAAUCACUAAUAGGUGGUGUAACUAUUAAUAUAAAAAUACAUCCAAACUCUCCCGAUUUCUACUUAAUGUAUGAUAAAUCUAUUGUUCCAAAAGUUAACAUUAUAGAUACUAGACUUUAUAUUCAUCGGUCAAUUGUUCAUUCACAAGUAGUACUAGCACAUAAUAAAAUGCUUGAAGAAGAUAAACCUGCACUAUAUUUUAUUACCCGCCGUGAAGUAAAAACAUGUACUAUACCAAAGGAUAGUAUUGAUUAUUGUUUGAAUAAUGUUGAGAGUGGUGUUCUACCUAGGAAGCUGUAUAUAUCAUUUGUUAGUAAUGAUGCUUAUAACGGCUCUCAAACACUUAAUCCAUUUUAUUUUAAACACUAUAGUUUACGGCAUAUUGCUUGUUAUUUAAAUGGUCAACAGUACCCGCAUAAACCGUAUACACCUGACUUUCAAAAUGAUAAAUAUAUUAGAGAAUACUUUAGUUUAUUUGAAGUUAGUAAUCAGCUGAGCCAUACUACUUGUGACAUUACAAAAGAUGAAUUUGCCGAAGGUUUUUCAAUAUUUGCAUUUAAUUUCAUACCUGACCUAUCAGAUGGCGUUGCAAAAAGUGGUUAUGUAUCUCCAUUACAAAGAGGUGGACUUAGAAUUGAAUUAAAAUUUAAUUACCCUUUAGCCGAACAAAUAACUGCUUUAAUAUAUUGUGAAUACGAUAGUUUAAUUGAAAUACAGAAAAACCGAUUUGCUGUUAAAGACUUUUCAUGA
Oppia nitens is the source of this 1326-nucleotide messenger RNA. RefSeq lists its product as uncharacterized. Gene Ontology annotation, molecular function: ribonucleoside-diphosphate reductase activity, thioredoxin disulfide as acceptor. Lineage: Eukaryota; Metazoa; Arthropoda; Arachnida; Sarcoptiformes; Oppiidae. Gene Ontology annotation, biological process: deoxyribonucleotide biosynthetic process. Bases 1 to 1326 code for a protein of 441 amino acids. The transcript has a single exon. The record is from RefSeq and is a predicted model, not a curated record. Gene Ontology annotation, cellular component: cytosol.